GCUGGGGGUGAGUGUCUGCUUCUGAUCACGUGGUCUUUGCAGCUGCUGAACCACAAGGAACAGGGCUCAGCCCAGUCGGGCAGCUCACCAAACAGCUGCAUCGCAGGAGGCAGACAAAGGGAAUCCACAGGACCUACUGGGACGUCACUGCCCGGAAAACGCCAAGCGCGAUUGGCUAGAGGAGAAGUCACGAGACGAGAGGAAAAAAUAUCCAGGAGUGUCCAGACAGUUUUCGAGCCUGCGCUUCAGGGAAAAAUGAGUGAGUCACUGGUUGUGUGUGAUGUUGAUGAAGAGUUAGUAGAAAAGCUGAGGAAGUUUCGAUUCCGGAAAGAAACCAACAAUGCUGCCAUUAUUAUGAAGAUUGACAAAGACAGACAACUUGUCAUUUUGGAUGAAGAACAUGAGGAUAUUUCUCCAGAUGACCUGAAGGAUGAACUUCCUGAGAGACAGCCCAGAUUUGUUGUAUACAGCUAUAAAUACCAACACGAUGAUGGGCGUGUUUCUUACCCUCUCUGCUUCAUUUUUUCCAGCCCAGUUGGGUGCAGGCCUGAGCAGCAGAUGAUGUACGCAGGAAGCAAAAACAAACUAGUUCAGACAGUGGAGCUGACCAAGGUGUUUGAAAUUCGGAACACGGAGGACCUGACAGAGGAAUGGCUUCGGGAAAAACUGGGAUUCUUCCGUUAGAGGUCCCUUGCAUAGCUUGACAUGGAGAUGACAGUGGCAGUAUGCGUGUUAUUGAAGGAAGAAAAUACCAUAGCCAGUGUCUGACUGCAUCUUUUCCAUAUUUGUGUGUGACCACAGUGCCCUGUAUUCCAGUCUCUUGUAUUUGCACUCUGCUCAUCUUUAAAGUGACAGCAGAAAUGUAAGAGUGCUUUUGUUUUUUAAUCCUUGAUAGGUUUCAGAAUAGAAUGAUGUCAGAACUGGAAGGCAUUGCAACUUUAUUUAAUAAACCACUGCCACUUGCCUUUUAAAUGAGAAAAUAAUAUUAACCUUUGCAGAUUUUUAAUAUUUCACUCCAUCUAAAGGUUGUGGUACCAUAGAGACUGGAAAAGUGCAGGUUGGUUAAGGGUCACUUUUGUUCCCUCCUCUGAGACCAAAAAAGAUCUUCUUCAUUCCCUGUCUGGUUAGAAAAAAUACAAAAACUGAUGCCA
Messenger RNA from Lepisosteus oculatus (spotted gar), 1151 nucleotides. RefSeq names its product glia maturation factor, beta (gene gmfb). The record is from RefSeq and is a predicted model, not a curated record. Gene Ontology annotation, molecular function: actin binding; Arp2/3 complex binding. Lineage: Eukaryota; Metazoa; Chordata; Actinopteri; Semionotiformes; Lepisosteidae. Gene Ontology annotation, cellular component: actin cortical patch. Gene Ontology annotation, biological process: negative regulation of Arp2/3 complex-mediated actin nucleation; actin filament debranching.